This is a messenger RNA of Scophthalmus maximus (turbot), 2894 nucleotides long. It is a transcript of the gene pck1, whose product is annotated as phosphoenolpyruvate carboxykinase 1 (soluble). Gene Ontology annotation, cellular component: mitochondrion; cytosol. Gene Ontology annotation, biological process: propionate catabolic process; gluconeogenesis; response to starvation. The transcript is spliced from 10 exons. The record is from RefSeq and is a predicted model, not a curated record. Lineage: Eukaryota; Metazoa; Chordata; Actinopteri; Pleuronectiformes; Scophthalmidae. Gene Ontology annotation, molecular function: phosphoenolpyruvate carboxykinase (GTP) activity; GTP binding; manganese ion binding. The coding region runs from base 216 to 2090 and encodes 624 amino acids.
CACACACACCACCUCACACACCCUCAGCCCCACCUCCUCCUCCUAAUGGGACAUCCCAGCCUAUAAAGAGGAAACCCCUCUCCAGCAGAUACAACUGACCAGGAAGGAGGAACAGCCCUCGGCUCUCUUGACUGCAAACUAACUGAAGCUCUCCAGACUCGUCCACUCCUCUUUCCUUCUUCCUCCGUCUCCUUCCAGACUUCACCUCCGGCGCCAUGCCUCCUGAGAUCCAGUCCCAGGACCAGAGCGGACCCAGGGUCCUGCAGGGCGAGCUCGGCGCCCUCAGCCCGGCCGUCAGGGAGUUCGUGGACGCCAACGUGACCCUGUGCCAGCCCGACUCCCUCCACAUCUGCGACGGCUCGGACGAGGAGAACCGGGCCAUUCUGACCCAGCUGGAGGAGCAGGGCGUCAUCAAGAAGCUCGGCAAAUAUGAAAACUGCUGGUUGGCCCGGACCGACCCGAGGGACGUGGCUCGUGUGGAGAGCAAGACUGUGAUCGUGACCCGGGACCAGAGCGACACGGUGCCCACGCCGCUGGGAGGCGGAGUCAGCCAGCUGGGCCGCUGGAUGUCGCAGGAAGAGUUCGACAAAGCCGUGGCUCAGCGGUUCCCCGGCUGCAUGAAAGGCCGCACCAUGUAUGUGAUUCCCUACAGCAUGGGUCCGGUGGGUUCCCCCCUCUCCAAGAUCGGGGUGGAGCUGACCGACUCCCCCUACGUGGUGGCCAGUAUGAGGGUGAUGACCCGCAUGGGGAAGGCCGUGCUGUCGGCGCUGGGUAACGGCGAGUUUGUCCGCUGUCUGCACUCCGUCGGCUGUCCCCUGCCGCUCAAGAAGCCGCUGGUGAACAACUGGCCCUGUAACCCCGAGCAGACGCUGAUCGGCCACAUCCCGGAUCGCAGGCAGAUCGUCUCCUUUGGCAGCGGUUACGGAGGAAACUCCCUGCUGGGAAAGAAAUGCUUUGCCCUGCGCAUCGCCUCACGUAUCGCCAAGGAGGAGGGUUGGCUGGCCGAGCACAUGCUGAUCCUCGGCGUCACCAACCCUGCCGGGCAGAAGAAGUACAUGGCGGCAGCCUUCCCCAGCGCCUGCGGGAAAACCAACCUGGCCAUGCUCUGUCCCACGCUGCCGGGCUGGAAGGUCGAGUGUGUGGGAGACGACAUCGCCUGGAUGAAGUUUGAUGACGAAGGAAACCUGCGCGCCAUCAACCCAGAGAACGGCUUUUUUGGCGUCGCACCUGGCACCUCAGCCAAAACCAACCCCAACGCCAUGGCGACCAUUGUCAAGAACACCAUCUUCACCAAUGUGGCAGAGACCAGCGACGGCGGUGUGUACUGGGAGGGGAUGGAUGAGUCGCUGCCCGAGGACGUCACCAUCACAUCCUGGAAGAACAAACCCUGGAGCUCAGAGGAUGGCGAACCCUGCGCUCAUCCCAACUCCCGCUUCUGCACUCCGGCCGGCCAGUGCCCCAUCAUCGACCCACAGUGGGAAUCCCCAGAGGGAGUCCCCAUCGAGGCCAUCAUUUUUGGAGGCCGCAGACCAGAAGGUGUCCCUCUGGUGUAUGAGGCCUUCAACUGGCAGCACGGAGUGUUUGUUGGAGCAGCCAUGAGAUCAGAGGCCACUGCUGCAGCCGAGCACAAAGGAAAGGUAAUCAUGAACGACCCGUUCGCAAUGCGCCCCUUCUUCGGCUACAACUUCGGACAGUACCUCUCCCACUGGCUGAGCAUGGCCGACCGCCCCGGCGCCAAGCUCCCCAAGAUUUUCCACGUCAACUGGUUCCGCAAGAGCCCCACCGCCGGCUUCCUCUGGCCUGGCUUUGGGGACAACAUCCGCGUUCUGGACUGGAUGUUCAGGCGGGUGAACGGCGAGGCCGGCGCCAUGCCCUCCGCCGUGGGCCACCUGCCCUGCCACGACUCCCUGAACCUCCAGGGUCUGCGGGACGACGUGGACCUGGACGAGCUGUUCUCCCUGGAUCAGGAGUUUUGGCAGAGGGAGGUGGGAGAGGUGAGGAAGUACUUCGCCACGCAGGUGAACGACGACCUGCCCAACGAGGUGGCCCGGCAGCUGGAGCUGCUGCACCAGAGAGUGAAGCAGAUGUAAGGAAAGAACCACGUGUUGGGAAUUGCAGGCACGCUGGUGAAUCUGGAGCAGCUUGUCAUAGACAUUCUAGAACGGAAUUGUAGUCAUUCUCGAGGCAACAUAUCGGAAGUUCGAGAAGAGAAUUUUAGUGAUUCUAAAAGCAACUCAUUAGAAAUUCAGUUAUUCUGAAUGAAAUUGUGAGAAAUUCUAUAAAAUCUCAUCAUUGUUUUACUGAGGAAAUGUUUUUAAAGGAUUUCUUUCUUUGAGGUUCGAGUUCACAAAUUAAUACAAAGAGGAUCCUUCGAUCUUUUUUAUUCUCUGAUAAAAUUCUACUUGGUUAAUAUCUAGAAAUCCUUUCCUGUUGAGAUUAUUGUUCUGAAAAUGCUUUUGUUGAAAUUCACCUGGGAAUCAUUGCAUGAAAAAACAUUCCUCAUCGCGCUCGUCGGCUCUACGUCGCCCCGGUGCCAGGACUUGUGAUCUGGAUCGGAAUUUUUAUCCAUUAUUUCUAUAUCCAUUCUCGUGCUGCUGCACAAGCAUAACUUUUUGUUCAGAUGUAUUGUCCGACUGUUGAACAACUAUUUAACGAUAACUUAUUGUCAAGUCACAUCACGCUGUCCUCGCCGUACAGAUCCAUACGGCGCCGGAAGCCCAGCUCAAGUUUGUCCGAUCUCUUGCACAUGGAGGGAAUUGAUACGUUUUUUGGUUCCUGUCGUAUGUUUUUUUGUCUUAAUUUAUUUUUAUACUGUCUUUGUAACUCUUGGCUUUAUUUUGUUUUACUCUUGAGCUCCCGUUGAAGAGAGACGAAAAUAAAAGUAUUUAAACCUA